AUGCUACUGGAUUACGUUGCCACGGUUGGCUUAGGUAUAUUUUGCUACCUAGCCGAUGCAUUAAUGGAUGUCUCCUUUAUUCGUCAGAAUACAAUACUAAGAGCAAUCACGGAUAAUGCUGCUCAUGGCAUUAUCGCUGCAUGGUCGUGGGCAAUCGCUAUAGGUUUAUCUAUCAAUUGGAAAACAGCAUCGGAAAUUUUUCUAUGUUUCAUUUGCUCAUCCGGCCUUGAUGUGGAUCAUUUCAUUGCAGCAAGAUCAAUAAAGCUAAAGGAUGCUCUAGCACUGAACAGAAGGCCAUUUCUCCAUGCCACUUCACUAAUACUCUUUCUAUUUUUUGUCACCGUUAUCGUUGUUCGAUAUAUGCCUUUAUCGGUAUAUCAUAAAAUGAAAUAUUUACCAUAUAUAUUUCUAGCAGCAUCACUAUCGCAUCAUUUUCGGGAUGGAUAUCGUCGAGGCCUAUGGUUUGCACCAUUUGGGAGUUCUAGACCUUUACCGUAUACAUUGUACGUAUCAUUAACUAUGGUACUACCAUGGAUUUUGAUUUAUCUAAUGUGGAUAACUGAGAGCGAAAGAAAGAUAAAAAAAUCAAAAAUAUUACUGAAUGUAUGA
Messenger RNA from Trichoplax adhaerens, 609 nucleotides. RefSeq lists its product as uncharacterized. The transcript has 2 exons. Lineage: Eukaryota; Metazoa; Placozoa; Uniplacotomia; Trichoplacea; Trichoplacidae. The record is from RefSeq and is a predicted model, not a curated record. Bases 1 to 609 code for a protein of 202 amino acids.